This is a messenger RNA of Cantharellus anzutake, 1971 nucleotides long. RefSeq lists its product as uncharacterized. Bases 1 to 1971 code for a protein of 656 amino acids. The transcript has 5 exons. The record is from RefSeq and is a predicted model, not a curated record. Lineage: Eukaryota; Fungi; Basidiomycota; Agaricomycetes; Cantharellales; Hydnaceae.
AUGGCCACUUCUGAACAUUCCUUAACGCUAGAUGCCCUCGAGCAUGAGAUUGAGAAGGUUACCGUGUAUAAUGACCGGGCAGCAGUCACCCGAAGAUUCCGAGUCGAUUUCAAGGUUGGGCAAAAUGAAAUCUCAAUCGGCCGCCUGCCAAAGGUUCUCGAGUCUGAUUCCAUUCGAGUUGAAACGGAGACAGCCAGCUCUUCUCAGGCGCUCACUGUCUUUGAUGUCAUAUACGUUGCUCCGCAGCUGGGUGGCGAUUCAUCACAAUCCGACCCCUUUAAGGGGCUCGAGGAUAAGCGCGCUGUUCUACAGAAUAAGCUCGAUAUCAUUCAACGACAGAGCAACCUCCUCUCGUCCUAUGCAGAAGGUCUCAAUGACAAAGUUAAGAAAGUCGAACAACUUGAGUCCUUCCUCGAAAUGUAUUCAACUCGAAGCGAGAAAUCUCAUGCUCUGAAGCAGGAGCUGAGCAAUGAGCUAGCUGGCCUCACGCUCGAACUUCAGGAACGGAGGGAGCAAUCGAAUUCGGAGCAUGAGGCGAGGAAGUUUGCUGGCGUCAAUGUUGUCAUCUUGGCUGAAGAGGAAGGCCCCGCCGAUGUCAUCUUAUCGUAUAUUGUCACGGCCGCAUCCUGGAAAAGUCUCUAUGACGUUCGGGCGGAUGUCGGCUCACAAAUUGCAUCAAGCCAGUCAGGAUCACCCACGAUCACUCUUCAGUAUCGCGCUUCUAUUUCCCAAGCUACCGGAGAGGAUUGGAUGGGUGUCGCACUUACCCUGAGUACCGCUUCGCCACUGGUGGCGUCAGAAAUACCGGACCUGCAGCCGUGGACGAUUGGGCCACCUCCGCCGCCACCGCCGAUCCCUUCACCGUCGUAUGGUGGUCGUGUUGGGUGGAAGCGAAGCGCGAUGCGCUUGUCUUCCAAUGAUUCUCCGAUGCCCAUUCUAACUCCUGUGGCCGAGGAAGCAUGCUCGGAGGUGUGGUCAAAUAAUGAGCUCAUUCUUCCUGGGACCUUCAAAUCCAAAGUGGUUGUGGCGAGGGCCAGUGAAGGCGCUGUCAGUUCAUCGUUCGAGGUGGAGGGACGUUCGACGAUUCCAAAUGACAACUCUUCGCACAAGGUCUCGAUCGUGACUCUUGAGCUUGCCUCAACUUUACAGUGGGUAACUGUUCCAAGGAAGGCAGCUUCUGCAUUCCUCCAAUGCCGCAUCAAAAAUACCAGCAAUUAUAUGUUGAUUGCAGGGCCCAGCAGCGUGUUCAUGGAUGGCAACUUUGUUUCGAAGUCAACUAUUCCCGAUGUCAGCCCCCAAGAAAGUUUCUCAUGUUCUUUGGGUGUCGAUCCGUCGGUCAAAAUCACAUAUCAUCCCCAAACAAAACUUGUGCGCUCGCAGGGCGGCUCGUUUUUCUCGGCAUUACCCAAGCAGCAAAUCACUAAAUUUGUUCAACGCAUCACCGUCAAAAACACACGUCCUUCAAGCCUUUCACGUCUUACCGUUCGGGAUCAGGUCCCGAACAGUGAAGAUUCACGCAUCAAAGUGACCAUGCUCCAACCUGAUGAAAGGUAUAUUGGAGGUCCUGCACAGGGCUAUACCACUGGGAAAUACAACCAAACUUCGUCGUCGGAUGCGGGGACACUCUCAUGUACCAUCCGCAAAGGGGUGGUGGCACAAUGGGCGCAAAGGAAAGAGGAUGACUUCGGGGGCACUGGCGGGGCGCGGGGAGAUGGUGUAAUUGAGUGGCUUUGCAGUGAUGUCGAAUCCUCUUUGGAUUUGGAGCUUGAGUACGAGGUCUCUUCCCCCAUGACAUUCGCUGGACGACGGUUUAAGCUUGGGGGAGGAUGGCAGAUUCAUCUGCUCGCCGUUUUAGUGGCCUUAUGGCAGGAGUCAUAUCCCGAUGUUUAUUUCUGUACCGCUUUGCUGUGGUGGUCUAUACAUGUGCGUACUGGAGACAGUGGGGUGCAGCUGAGAUACAAUUCAUGGUGA